AUGUGGGUCACCAAGAGUUUGGAAUUCGUUUUCAGGCAUUUCGUGGCCCCUGUCGUAUAUCCUGGAAGAGUUCUGCAAGCAGCUCCAGUUCAAUAUCCAGCACAAAUGUACCAUCCAGCACAGCCUGCUUACCCAGUACCUCAACCGUCAAUGCCACAUCCACAUCCAAAUCCACAACCACAACCACAACCAGGUUACUAUCCACCCUAUCUGCAACCAGACAUACCCCCAGCACAGCCGGAACAACCUCCAGUAACUUACCCAACGACUGAUGGUUCUAUCUCAACACGUGAACCACCCACCACAACCACUCAACCAAGGCUUUAUGACCAGCAGCCUUCAAUCGCCUAUCCUGGAGAAUUCUGCCGAAUUCCUGACAUAGUCUGCGUGGGAGGCAGUGUUUGCGAAAAUAAUGUAUGCGUAUGUCGCCGUGGUGAAGAGCCCGUCAACGGACAGUGCCAGAAGAUUGAGGUUCCUUUGGUGCCAGAGAGCUCCACGACUCCAACCGUUUCUCCAACAACAAUCGGCUCCAGCACCACCACAACUACUGUCCCCACAUCUCUUGCAGAUGAGCCAACUACUACUACUGUUCAACCCACCACCACUACAGCCACCACCACAACAUCUACCGUUGCUCCGACCACCGUUGAUAUUCCUACUGUUGUGACACCUAUGACAACAUCAUCAACGACUACGGAGACUACUAGCACCGUAGGGUCGACUACCACGACUCAGUACAUUGGGCGGCAGCCAGAGAACAUCUUAGCAACUCCAUCUCGUUGCGCUAAUUGUUGUCCUCCUGGAGUUCACAACUGCCCACCGCCAGUGAUCCGAGUCAACCUCUCGAUAAUGACAGCUGAUUCACGGGAUUCCUCAUUCACAUGGUCUGAUGAUGAAUACUCAAUAAGUGAGGAUGACGCCUAUGUAUACUGCCGAGUGAAAAACACUCCGACCAAAUUAAUCAUCACUGAAAAAGCUGAAUCUCCGAAAGCCACUCUAGAAUCAUGGAGAUCUUGCAGAGAUUCGGGAUUUGUUGAUCACGUGCAGCUCCUUAAUCGUACCCAAUCGGCAAAUUUCGAAGACCACACCUACUAUAACCUAUUACCUUUCCAAGAACAGAAAGAAGAUCACGAUUAUACAUAUCCUGCAUUAGCUACGGAGAGUGCACAAGAUAUCAAAAUCCGAAGGCCUGAAGAAGUCAUGAACUUGAGGCGAUUGAAAAGGAAACUUCGACGAUUCGACAGUCACAACCUGAGCACACUUUCUGUGAGAACAGUCGUCAAUGGAGCUCGCCCCUAUCGCGGUUGCCAAGAAGGCCAUGCAACGCCCCAUCUGCCAGCAACCUUCAAGAAAACAAUUUCCCACAGAAGACCCUGUGUGGAGUGUAGAGAAGAAGAGUUACGGGAUAUCGAAAAAUCAAACGGACUGAGGACUGAAUUCGAGAGCCUUCGUAAGAUGAAAGAUAAUGAAGCGAUCGAAUUAUAUGGCCGUCUCAUCAUUGUCGCUAUUGAAGAAUUGCAAGCUGAACCCGACGGAAAGGAACGAACUGCAGCUUUUCAGAGGAAAAUUGAGAAAAUUCUGAGGCUGCGAACAGGGCUCGAUCUGUCGAAACCCAAUGAAGACUUCAAGAAGAAUGCACAGAUAUUCGAAACACUAAUUGAACGUCGUCUACGAGCAAUCAACGACAUUUCUCCAUCCAGUUGCCAGAAACUGGCCGAUAAACUCUGUCUUACACAAAGUGCUGCCAGAAGGCAGAAGAGCAGUGCCGUUCGUUUAGGUUCUAUUAGAAGAGGAAUACGAAAAUUUCUUGGAUUUUUCUGA
Messenger RNA from Haemonchus placei, 1821 nucleotides. NCBI's taxonomy places the organism in Eukaryota, Metazoa, Nematoda, Chromadorea, Rhabditida, Trichostrongylidae. The record is from the annotation of a GenBank genome assembly.